Silurus meridionalis is the source of this 6874-nucleotide messenger RNA. RefSeq names its product pericentriolar material 1 (gene pcm1). The record is from RefSeq and is a predicted model, not a curated record. NCBI's taxonomy places the organism in Eukaryota, Metazoa, Chordata, Actinopteri, Siluriformes, Siluridae. Gene Ontology annotation, biological process: intraciliary transport involved in cilium assembly; cilium assembly; microtubule anchoring at centrosome. Bases 200 to 6121 code for a protein of 1973 amino acids. Gene Ontology annotation, cellular component: centriolar satellite; centriole; centrosome. The transcript is spliced from 40 exons.
UCCGCGGAUCUGUGAGGAGAAAGAAAGAUGGCGGCGCAUUGAGGAACGGGCCGCUCAGUAAACCGAGCUCUUACUUUCGGAAAAAUUCUGUAAAAACUAUUCGCCGCAGUCACACCGAGGGAGUUUUAUCCGGUAGCGGAUGCACUACACUAAGAACGGAGCAGACUCUGGGACUCGAAGUAAGUGCUGAGGGGAUAAAAUGGCGACAGGUGGAGUCCCGAUUGAUGACUGUGCAGAUGAACAGGAGCUGCACAACUGGACCGUCAGCAACGGCAGCCUGGAGGAUCGACUCAAUAACAUGGACUGGGGUGUUCAGCAGAAAAAGGCGAACCGUCCGUCAGAGAAAAACAGGAAGAAGCUCUCCGCCGUGUCUGAGAGCCGCCUGACCAACGACAUCUCUCCGGAGUCGACUCCGGGGGCGGGGCGCAGACGAGCGAGAACGCCUCACUCGUUCCCUCAAAUCAAGUACACUACGCAGAUGUCCGUUCCCGAUCAGGCCGAGCUCGACCGCCUCCGGCAGCGCAUUAACUUCACCGACCUGGACGAGAGGAGCAUCGGGAGCGACUCUCAGGGCCGUGUCACUGCAGCCAACAACCAGAGGCAGCUUUCCUCAGAGCCCAGGAAACCCUUCAACUUUCUCCCGCUGCAUGUAAACACUAACAAGAGCAGAGAAUCGCCUGCUUCUGCCCCACCUGCUACCACUACUGGGGGUAAAGAGGCCAAGAAGCAAAGCCCAGCCAAGGGGUUGUUCGCUCCAGUGCCUGUCGUACCUGUCGUACCUGUUAAAGAGCCACACAGAGCUGAGAGGAUCCCAGGAGAUCAGACUGUUGAUAGCAGCCAGGUGGUCAGUAAGCUGGUGCAGAUCCGUGAAUACAUCACCAGAGCCAGCUCUAUGAGGGACGACCUGCUAGAGAAGAACGACGUUCCGGCCAACGUCGAGCGCCUCUCUCACCUCAUCACUCACCUGAAGGAGCAGGAGAAGUCUUACUUGCGCUUUCUGCAGAAGAUGCUGGCGAGAGAGGAGGAGGAGGAGGAGGAGGACGAAGGUGCCACGGUGGAUUCGGCGGUGUGUUCGGGCUCGAUGGCCGAGAGCACAUCUCUGAACUUAGAGCCUCGGUCAGAAGCCGCAGACCCCACCUGUUACCGGGUCGUGGGUCAGCAGAAGGAGGAGUUGGAGAACCUGCGCAAGCAGCACGACCUCCUGCAGAAGAUGCUGCAACAGCAGGAGGAGCUGCGAGAGCUGCAGAACAGACAGGCAACCCUGCUUACCAUGCAGAACCGAGCAGAACACGCCAUGGACGACACCGUUGUAACAGAGACUACAGGAAGUGUGUCGGGUGUCAGUAUUACUUCAGAACUCAAUGAUGAACUCAACGACCUCAUACGCCGUUUCCACAACCAACUCCAUGAUUCUCAGUCCCAGGCGGUUCCUGAUAACCGGCGUCAGGCUGAGAGUCUGUCCCUGUCCAGAGAGGUGUCUCGAUCUCACUCUAGCCACAGUCCUCGAACACCACAAACCCUUGGCACUGCCGCAGACACUGCUGCUGUUUCCUCCUCCUCUGCUAGCGCCAAGCUCACAAAACUACAGGAGCUCCAGGACAAGAAGCAGACCAUGGAUAAAAUCCUGCAGGAGCUUCAUUCCCUCCGAGACCAGACACUAAACAACAGCUCAUGUAUAUCCUUUACCUUUGAGGAUGGAGGAAACCCAGCUGAAAAACUGAGGAAGUUGAAGGAGGUUCACAAGCGGCUGAACGAAUUGAGAGAGCUGGUGCAGUACUACGAGCAGACGUCAGACAUGAUGGUGGACACAGUGAACGAGAACGUAAACGAAGAAGAGGAGGACGAGACUGAAGAUGGGUCGCUCUUCGAAGCCAUGUUUGAUUCGGAACAGGAGAACCGAGAACCCAUCACUAACAUCAGGAACCCUGCUCAGUCUCAUUCAACUUCUAACUGGAUGGACAUGAACACCCUGACAAACGCCUGCAGCAGCUCCAACAAUAGAGUUAGCAGGUUAAACUCUCAGUGUGAGGUCAACAACCGCUCAGCUGUGAACCUGCACAGCCUCAACGUCCCCUCUGUGAUAGAGUGUCAGUAUAACCGGGACGGCCCAUACAAUGGUGUCAAACACGGGAACGGAGAGGAUGACGACGAGGAUGAGGAAGACGAGGAUGAAGCAGAAGGACCGAGGAGAGGAAGAAGAGAGAGCUCAGGUUCAGGGUCUAGUCGUCGGAGCAGCAUUGCAGAUGACGCUGAGUUUGCUCAGAAAGUCCACCGUCUGCAAACAGCCAAGCAGAAGCUGCAGCAGCUCCGUGAGCUUGUCGCCAUGGUGCAGAGUGAUGACACGGACACCACGGCAGCCAAUGAGGACGAAGGAUUGCAACAGCAGCCCAACAACACCCGAGCGACUGCACCUCAGGCCAAGAAAGAACUCACACUCUCUGACAAGGCCAGGGAGAAGUUGUAUGAGGAGAAGUUGAGGCAGCAGCAGCAGGAGCUAAAGCAACUUCAUGAGGAGAGACAGAGGCUGAUUGAGAUCCAGGGCAAAAUCCAGGAUCUGCAGUGGGCAUGUCCUGAUCUACAGUCGUCUGUCUCGAGUGCAGCCAGUGGUGUGAUGAUGAUGAAGAAGCUCCCUGCUGCAGCUUCCACUCCCGCUGUCGCACCGUCCACUUCAACCAAAAGCAACACCGCCGUGCUCAAACAAACCACCGAACCUCCAUCUGUCACAGUCACUGACAACGAGUUGUGGUCAGAGAUGCGGAGACACCAGGUCCUGCGUGAGGAACUGAGGCAGAGGCGGAAACACCUCGAAAGUCUGAUGGCCGAGCAGCAGAGGAGGAGUGAUGCUCACCCUACACACAGCUUCCCCCGGGACGAUAGGACCAUGGCGACAUGGGGUGGAUCUACACAGUGUCCACUAGGUGAGGAGGAGGACGAUUACACAUCUGAGCUCGGUGCGCAGGAGGAUGAGGAUGAGGGAGCGGAGUCGAGCUCCUCUGACGAACCGCACUCAUACACUAAUGAGAAACCCUGCAGCAGCGGGAAGAGCAGGGACGGUGCAAAGAGAUCUUCUCCACGCUGCACCAGAUCUCAGUCUCGUCCCAAUCCCAGAGAGGCAAAGAGGCAGGAAAAUCUGCGCUGGGCCGCCGACCUGUCUGCCUCCGAGAGUGCCACACACACUCCUCACACACACUGGCAGGAGCAGACCACACAGCUGCAGAGACAGCUGGAUUUCAGCACGGCCAUGUGUCAGAUGCUGCUGCAGGAUCAGCAGACUCUUUCAUGCAUGCUGCAGUCAAUGUUAACAACACCCUAUAACCCUAUAAUGAUGCAGAAUAACCUGGGCACAUCACAGGUGCCCCUUAUCAUGCACCAACUCAACCAGUGUUACACACAACUUGCCUGGCAACAGAACAACGUUAACAGAUUAAAGCAAACUCUGAACGACCUCCUUCGACAGCAGCAACAGGUGGCGUCGGGGCAACAGCAGCAUCAGAACGUAGCACAGGAUUCCAUCUCUCCUUCCCCGUUUUUGCCCUUUCCUACCAUAAACAUGCUUGGCAUGAGCAACUUUUCCCCUCUUGCCACUGGUUUUAAUCACUCGCCCAUGUUUCCACCAAUGGGUCCAGAGAUUCAGCAGGCACCAGGAGCUCAGGCCAGCCCGGAUCAGCAUCCCGAUCCCAACAUGUCCCUCAAAACAGAGUACAUGAGCUUUCCGCCUCCACUGCAGAGAACCCCUCUCAACAACACUCAUACACGCUCUCAAGAUGACCCUAAAAAUUCCAGCUGGAUGAACUCCUCCCUAAAUAGGUCAUGUGACCAGCGAAGCAGUGACCAUGAGCGUCUGGAAUCCCAUGAUUCUUUGAGCAGCGUGCCUGACCGUGCCGACCCGGCCACGGUCACUAAGAGCUUCAGACCCGGGCGCAAGGCCUCGGCUCAGGCUAGCCUCGCCUCCAGGGACAAAACGCCGAAGAACCGCCGCCGGAGGAGCAAGAACCACAAUAACACAUGUUUGGACAGUGACAGCGUCUCGAGCGCCACAGAGCGGGAAAAGGUUAGAGUUCGAGAGCGAUCUGCUCAGCCGAGAGCACGGGAUACGAACCAGAACCUCCUGGACAAGCUUACCCAGGAGAAACUGGACAGCAAGCCCAAAAAUCACAACGAUGUCUCCUCAGCAGCGUAUGCAUGGAGAACCCCCUUCCUCUCUAACCAAAUCGCAUGCACCGAAACUCCAGACGGCAGCAGUGACUUCUCUCUGUUCGAAGCUCUGAGGGAGACGAUCUACUCCGAGGUGGCCUCUCUGAUCUCACAAAACGAGUCUCGUCCUCACUUCCUCAUCGAGCUCUUUCACGAGCUGCAGCUCCUCAACACCGACUACCUUCGCCAGAGGGCGCUCUACUCCCUACAGGAAAUCGUAACCAGGCACCUGACAGAGAAGAGCGUUGCCGAGGAGCCGGGCUCGUCGCUAGGAGCGGGCUCACAGUCUGAACUCACUCCCAGCGAGAGUCUUGCCACUACGGAUAAUGACGUAUCUGAGAAGGACGUGAGGAUGAAGGUUAAUUCUAGGAAGAAGAGAGUUGUAGAGGGAGACUCUGUGGACAGUGAGAGCCUGUUGUCUACAUCCUCUAACCUGGAGCUGUUUGCCAGGGAUGACCUCGGUAACACGGUGAUACAUUUAGAUAAAGCUAUGGUGCGAAUGCGGGAGUUUGAACGUAUGAAGCUAAAAGCUGGGGUUCCUCCUGCUGCUGCCGCUGCUGCUACUGCCUCUACAGCACCCCCUGUCUUUAAUCACCAGCUUUCCGCUGUUCCCCCUGCUGUUCCCUCUGCUGCUGCUGCUCCAGGUGAUGAUCUAGUGCUUAACCAAGGUCAGGACAUACGUUGCCCUCAGAUUGACACCCAGCAUUUGGACAGACAGAUCAAAGCCAUCAUGACUGAGGUGAUUCCCUUCCUGAAGGAACACAUGGGUGAGGUGUGCUCUCCACAGCUCCUAACCUCGGUGAGGCGCAUGGUCAUUACGCUGACGCAACAAAACGAUGACAGCCGAGAGUUCAUGCGCUUCUUCCACAAACAACUAGGGGGCAUCCUGCAGGAGUCCCUGAGUAAGUUUGCAGGCCGAACGCUGCAGGACUGCGGUGAGGAUCUGCUGGUGGAGAUCUCGGAGAUCCUCUUCAACGAACUCGCCUUCUUCAGGCUCAUGCAGGACCUCGACCAGAACACACACCACACCAAGAGACACACACCUACCACGCCAACUAAACACACACCCUCCACUGAGAAGUCUGAAGGAGAAAAGACCUUCUCACCUUCGUAUUUUGACGAGGAUAAAGACCGUGAUGAGACCGAGCAGAGACGGACGAGUCAUUGCCUUGAGGAAGAGAGAGGACAAACUGAUGAGAAACUGAGCAGGGAGGCCUCAGAGGAGGAAGAGGAGGAGGAAGAUGAAGAAGAAGAUGGACUGCCAUUGUCUAUAAGCUUGUCCAAAGCUGAGACACAGGCGCUGAAUAACUACGGUAGCGGUGAAGAUGAGAAUGAGGUAGAGGAAGUUGAGGAGUUUGAAGCUGGAUCUGUGGAAGUGCAGACGUCCCUGCAGGCCUCAGACAACCACGCAGAACAUUCACAGGAUAAUGAAGCUUCACAAAACGCAGCUGCACAGGACUCAGAGUCCAACCAAGAGAGCACAGAAAGUUCUGAAGCAUUGAAGAGCUCUAAGUCAGAGUCUAUAGAGGUGAUGGAGGACGAGCGAGACACCGGAGCAGCUCUCACACACACAAACAGCAAGGAGGAAUCUGCUGACUCUCUGGACCCCUCCUCACAGGAAAGUCCUCACGGGUCCACCACAGCCAGCCCUCAGACUGACUCGCCCGUUCUGGUUAACGCAGACGAGGUUGGAUCCGGAAACACCAGUCAGAAAUCUGAUGAGGAGGACUUCGUCAAGGUUGAAGAUCUUCCUGUGCAGUUCUCUGUGAUGUGCGAGGAGGAGCUGUGUAAACACAUCUUAGAGGAACAGAGGAACAAUAAUCUGACCACCGAGAUCCUGGGUGGAAACGCUGAAGGUCUGAGUGGCCUUGUGGGCAACGCACAUGCUCUCAAAGAGCCUGAAAGCGUUGAAGCCCAGAGCGCAUGAAGACGGCGGAUUUGAAUCACCGCAUCUCGACACUACAGCACCAUAUUUAUCUUAACCUACAUUUAUUUUACACACACGUGAUUUUUUUUUAAAUCACACGUAUAGAAUUUACAUCGCUCAAUGUGACCUUCAACAAUCGAGUUCAGCCUGAGCCUUGCUGAUGUUUUUUUUUUUUUCUCUCUCGUUUAUCUUUUAUUUAUCUGGAACUAAUCUGACGGUUUGUUCGAGAAGGAACGCUGUAAUUCAAAAUAAGUUUCACUCUGUUGUUCUGAACUCUGUAACUUUUAAAUGCCGAGCCUCACACUGGAAACCUUUCAGCCACACAUGGAGUGUUGUUCUUUUAAUUAUUAUUCUUUCAGGGGUCUUUCUGUCUUCUGAAAGGUCUUAGAACCUCCUGCUCUUCCUUCUCCUCCUUUAAGCACUUUACGCUCCAGAAACACGUCAGCUUUUAGAUCAUCUCAGAAAAAACAAGGCGUUCAUCAGCUUGUUAAAUCUCUUUUAGUUUGAGAUGAAAUUGUCCUUUCGAGAGAAAUUGUGAGCGCUUUUCUCUCCUCCCUCCUCCAGGGGGUGUAUUUCAGCCUUAAUGCAUUCUUUUAAUGUUUUUUUUCCCCCUGUUUCUUUUCUCAUUUUAGCGUUUUUUUCCCUUACUGGUGAAAUUCCUGGUACUCGGGAUCUGUUUUAACGGGUUUGAAUGUUAGUGAAGGUUUUAAAGUAAACAAAUAAAAUGUUAAUUUUUACUUUAUCCCUCAAAAA